Molecule: messenger RNA, 510 nt
Organism: Trichogramma pretiosum
Lineage: Eukaryota; Metazoa; Arthropoda; Insecta; Hymenoptera; Trichogrammatidae
Product: small integral membrane protein 12-A
Exons: 2
Coding region: 178-435 (85 amino acids)
Source: RefSeq, a predicted model, not a curated record
UCAAAUCAGCUGAUCCCGGCUUUCUGCUAUCAAGCAACAACAAUAAACGUCAAAAUUCAUAUUGAUAAUACUCUGAAGCGUGCAGAAAAAUUACACUAGUGCAAAAAAAACUGUCUCAACUACAGUUCAAAAUUGUUUUCCGACGAGUACUACUAAAUUAAAGCUUUACAUAACAAAAUGGCUUGGCCUGCACUUGCAAUGAUGGUCUUACGCAGAUAUACACCAUUUAUAACACUACCAUUUGCAGCUGUAAUUGGAUUUAUCGGUUAUCAUGCUGAAGGAUGGAUAUCUGAUCGACACACUCCAUCAACUGCUCCAAUAAAUCAACAGCGUCAAGAUAGACUCUUACAAGAAUCUAUGGACUCGAAUACGACAAAAGCUAAGCACAAUCCCUUGGAGGUAAAUUUAUCUCCAUCACUGUCUCCAUCAUCAUAGAAGUAAUUUGAAAGCUUUGUAAAUAUGUAAUAUUUGUGAUUUUAUGAACUUAAUAAAAUGAAUAUUGUUAAUUUA